Molecule: messenger RNA, 864 nt
Organism: Fraxinus pennsylvanica
Lineage: Eukaryota; Viridiplantae; Streptophyta; Magnoliopsida; Lamiales; Oleaceae
Source: the annotation of a GenBank genome assembly
AUGCCUGUGAAAGAAGCGGCGUUGAUGGGCUGUGGUGGCGGAGGAAUACUCCUCUGCUUGCGGCGUUUUAAUUUACCUAGUUGCAGCUGCCUUGUUUCAUUAAAGCCACAAUUAGCAAAUACAUGUGCCAUCCAACACAACUUCUCGAGUGCCUUCACCAAUCAACGCUCAUUUCUUGCCAAAACCCAUCAUAAUCCAAGACUCGGGUUCUUGCUCAGAGCCGCCGAGUCAACUCAGUCACCACCCUCCGCCACAGCAGGAACCGCCGACAAAUCCAUUGUCCCCGAUGAAGAGUUUUCGCUAGCCAAGGUCUCUUUUGGUGUCAUUGGAUUAGGCCUUGGAGUUUCACUUCUCUCUUAUGGUUUUGGUGCGUACUUUAAUAUUCUCCCGGGAUCUGAAUGGUCUGCACUGAUGCUGACAUACGGCUUUCCUCUGGCAAUCAUUGGCAUGGCUCUCAAGUAUGCGGAACUUAAACCCGUUCCCUGCUUAACAUAUUCUGAUGCUCAGAUGCUGAGGGAAAAAUGUGCAACUCCAAUUCUUAAGCAGGUAAGAAAUGAUGUUACAAGAUACCGUUAUGGGGACGAGCAGCAUCUGGAUGAAGCUUUAAAGCGUAUCUUCCAAUAUGGAAUGGGUGGUGGAAUUUCACGAAGGAGUGCACCAAUUCUGCAAAUGAUUCGUGAAGAAGUUACCGAGGAUGGUAAAUACUGUUUAGUUUUGGUGUUUGAGGCAAAAGCCCUGCAGUUGUCAGAUUUUGAACAAAGACAGGCCAAAUUUACUUCUUUCUUUGGACCAGGGAUCACAGCCGAAGUUUUGAAGGGAGAAAAAGAUUUAUACGAGGUCCGGCUAAUUUCCAAUACAACAUAG